AUGUAUUUGAAAUAAUUCAGACGCAACUAACCUGUGAAUAAUAUAUUUAGAAUGAUUAAAAAUUUAGAUGUCAAUUAGAGGGGACUUAAGUAUUUUGAUAAUAUGACAAUAACUGGAUACCCAAUUAAACGAAUUUAAACUUUGAAAUCAAAGUUUGAUAUGAUAGAUUUUAAAUCAAAGAUUAUUGAUAACUUAGAAGUACAAAUUAGUGUGCCUAAUAAUAUUUAUAUCAAGGAAGGAUAUGAAAUUGUAUCUUAUCCUCGAAGGAUUAUUCUCAGUAAUGAAGAGUUUUUCCUUGUUGGCGAUUUCAUUUAUAAUUCAUAAACCUAAAUCUUAAGAUGUAACAAAAUUAAAGCUUUAUAGGAGAUGAAAAAUAUAGAUCUAAAUUAAAUAUUUAAACGGUUUUAUACAAAACAUGUACUUAAAUUACUAUUAAAAAUUGGAAUUAUAGCAUUAUGUUUAUGUAUGAUGUACAAGUUUGCAAAAAGGAUGCUUAUAUUUGAGAAUGGAUAAGUGAAUUAGAUUCUCAUAUCCAACUAGCAUAGAUAAUUAAAAUGCAAAAUUUGUAAGAAUCGAAAUUCAAAUAUAAUUGUAUUACCUUGUUAACAUUUGGUCGGCUGUCAGGAAUGCUACAGUCGUAGAUAUUUCUGUCCAAUUUGUAGAUCCUAUAUCCAAAGUAGACAAAAGAUAUUCAAUGAUUGA
Molecule: messenger RNA, 702 nt
Organism: Paramecium tetraurelia
Lineage: Eukaryota; Ciliophora; Oligohymenophorea; Peniculida; Parameciidae
Exons: 2
Source: RefSeq, a predicted model, not a curated record